Molecule: messenger RNA, 588 nt
Organism: Sparassis crispa
Lineage: Eukaryota; Fungi; Basidiomycota; Agaricomycetes; Polyporales; Sparassidaceae
Exons: 4
Coding region: 1-588 (195 amino acids)
Source: RefSeq, a predicted model, not a curated record
AUGACUGAACAGAUCAACUUUUCUCUCUCCCAACUAUCUCUGCAAUCCCCAGGUUCUGCGGGAGAGGAGGACUGGGACCGUUCUAUGCAGCUGCAGUCCGAACCUGAGCUGGACAGGCGGACUCCGCGGAACUCUGUCGUGUUCCCUGGCAACACAGAUAACAGUGGGGAGGGGGAUACGGGCGAUGCUCCGGGGCGUACGCAUGGUCAGUCUACUGGCGGAGGGAAGCCGAAGAGGACACUAAGCGAGCUGCUGCGACUGCAUGCUGCGAAUGGUCCCGACGGGACGUUUAGCCCCGAGGAGGCCAAUAGGGUGGCAGAAGUUUUGGGACAGUGGAUCAACUCUUCCUCUUCACCUUACGAGUCCGAAGAUGACUUUUUUACUCCUCAUUCGAUACUCACGUUCGACCACGAGGCCAAAGUGCAAGCGUUGCCGGUCAAUCAUGACCGGGAUGCCAAGGCGCCGGUUGUCUCAUCCAGCGAUCCUUCGAACCAUCCUAGACUUUCUUCAUGCUGGCCACUAGACAUCUAUAUUCCUUCAAAUGUUGCGACCAUUUACGACGUGUCACGACGUUACGACCUUUCAUGA